AUAUGUCCGUGGUAGUGACUAGGGAGCCGCCCAAUAUCUGGGACGAGAUCUGCAAGGAGUUUCAGCUUGCAGACCCCUUCAGACAACAAACCAAGAGCAAGGUUGACCCAAAAACAGUCCAAUUUUCCAGUAGUAAUUUGCACCCGGCCCUGUUCGACUGCAAAUUCACACACAAUGACAUAGACGCCAAUUGUCUCUCAGAAUUUCAAAUUGACACUUGUCACCCCGCAUUCGCAGGUCUAGUGAAACUCACUGAGGAUGACAGCGUGGAGUCCGCCGAGGAACAGGAGCAGGACCAUCAUAUAUUGGACACGGUCGACCUGAUCAACUGUUCGCCGAGAGAGUACCUGGAGUCGCAAGUGUUUCCGGUUUUGUUGCCGGGUCUGCUCGAGUUGUUGCAGAGGGCUGGGAAAGAGCAGUGCUUCGAGAGGAAAUACUUCCGGUUCAACGGGUGCGACUUUCUCACAGAGUACCUCUACAACCACAACCCAAAACACCAGGAAAGCAGAGACUACACGAAGUUGGACGAGAUUCCCUUCGUGCGGGAGAGGAACGAGACACAUCCUCGGAAGCCCCUCCCCUGGUCACUCAUCUGGACAGAGGAAGAGGCCGCACUCCGCAUCCAGGCAUUCUUCCGCGGGUUCCAGGUGCGCAAACAGGGCGAAGUACAGGAGUUGCGUCAGUAUCAAAGAUCAAUGCGAGAAGAGGCGGAGGACAUAGGGAGCAAAGUGAGCGACUUCUGGGCCAGACAGGAAGCGAGAAGUGACAGCAGACACUCAUCCAGGACAUCCAGACAGCAGUCGGCUAGAAACUCUCUCACUGCUGCCAGCAAUAGAUCAAACCAACAACAGUAGCAGCAGAUCAAAGCAAAACAAGACAUUAUGAGCUGACCGAAGUUGAAAUUUUACAGUCCCGGCCAAAUAGAAACAGUAAUUUUAACUCAUUUUAACAUCUAUAAAUGUACAGCUAUUGUAAAAUGUACACAUGUACAUAAUUAAAGAUAUGCAGCGAUUUAAACAAAAUGUAAAUAAAUAAGUUUGAAU
Messenger RNA from Symsagittifera roscoffensis, 1043 nucleotides. Its product is annotated as IQ domain-containing protein K-like. Gene Ontology annotation, molecular function: protein binding. Bases 3 to 854 code for a protein of 283 amino acids. The transcript has 5 exons. Lineage: Eukaryota; Metazoa; Xenacoelomorpha; Acoela; Convolutidae. The record is from RefSeq and is a predicted model, not a curated record.